GAGUGGAGUAUCAACGUCAAUAGAAAGGAUCUGAACUUUUAAACGACUUAUAUAUUAGCCCUGUGGAAUUUUUUCUUCUAUCUGGAAUUUCCCCAAUGAGUACCACGCCUGUUAUAUUUAAUUUGAUCAACUGCAUCAUUGGAGUCAGUGUUUUGGCGAUGCCUUUCUGCUUUCAAGAGUGUGGCAUCGUACUUUGUGGAGUAGCAAUUGUAAGUAGCUCCUUGCUUACAAAGAAGUCUUGUGGGUUACUUCUUAAGACAGGUCAGGUGGCACGGAGACGGAACUAUGAAGGGUUAGCAUUGGUUACUUAUGGUGCUCCAGGAAAGUUUGCUGUGGAAGCAAGUAUUAUUGGUCUUCUUCUAGGAACUCUUAUAGCAUUCAAUGUUAUCAUUGGAGACUUGGUUCCUUCAAUAUUUCAGAAUUUAAGUGGAUUACAGGUGUCAUGGACUAUGAGAGCAGUUCUCAUGACAGUACUUGCAUUUGGUGUUGGGUUACCCUUGUCGUUGAUGAGAAAUCUUCAAAGCUUAGCUUCCUUCAGUUCUGCUGCCCUGCUGUUUUAUGGAUUUUUUGUUCUACAGGCAUUUUUGAGUGCAUUGCCAAAGAUCAUGGAAGGAUCUUGGUUGUACGACUUAAAUUACUGGCGACCAGAGAAACUUCUCCACUAUUUGCCCAUCUUUGCAUUAGCAUUUACUUGCCAAACGCAGCUGUUUGCACUCUAUGAAACCUUACCUGAACCUUCAGUUAAAAAAAUGGAAGGUGUUGUCAAUACUGGAAUCAACAUUGUGGCUUCUGUAUAUUUUUUGGUUGGAUUUUUUGGCUACGUCAGCUUCUACAGUGUUGGUGUCAAGGGUGACAUGUUGACAAACUAUGGAAACACUUUUAUUUCACAGAUAAUAAAGUUAGGCUUUGUGAUGUCAGUUAUUGUCAGCUUUCCCCUAAUGGUUUAUCCUCUACGAGCAAGUCUACAUUCUUUGAUAUUUCAGCAGCAGUCAGGAAGUUCAGAAAAUUUACCAGGAGGUGCCAACUUCAUUCCACAAGAUAGAUUCACUUAUCUCACCCUUGCUAUCAUAUCUAGCACCCUGAUGUUGGGCAUUCUCUUUCCACAAAUUGAAUUUGUGUUAGCAUUGACUGGAGCAACAAUGGGCACUUUGAUAGCAUUUGUAUUCCCAUCCACCAUGUUUUUACAUGUUGUAACUGAAAAGACAUCUGCAAGGUUUGUAGCCAAGGUUGUCUUUGGUUUGGGUGUAAUUUUCUUUGUGGCAGGCACAUACACGGUGCUAACUACUCAAGAAGAAAGCUCACACCACCAAGUUGACAUCCAUCCACCAGGAAUUGAUCCUAUUAAGCCGGUAGACUUCCAUAAUCCUCCACAGUCAAGAACUAAUGACACCCUGCUCCAUGUUGGUGUCAGAGAAGCACCAGUUGAUGUAGACAUAGCUAAGAUUGGUCUAGGGCAGGAUAGAAAUAUUGCCAAAGAUGAAAAAAGCUUAAAUGAUGUCAAGCCAGCUGAAAAACCCAUUGCUGCCACAGUUAAUGAAGGAUUAGAGCAGACAGAGAAUGUUGUUAGACCUAUUGAGGGUGAGGUUAAGCGACAAGAACCUCCAGUGCCUCAUGCCCCACAGGAUGAUCCACUUCAGAAAAAAGACAAUGAAGAACCUUUGAAGAAUGAUAAGCGACAACUAAUGAGUAAAGAAGAUGACAAGUCAAACAAUGUGGACAACAUGGAGGAGAAAACUAAUAAUGUGAAUGCAGGCAUCAAGAAAGCUGUUAAUGCUGAACCAAUCAAGGUCUCACAACAAGAAAUUGAUGAGGAGUUGAAGAAGCUGGAGCAGCCAAAUAAGGUAACUGCAGAUACCAUAAAGGAAUCUGAUUCCAAGGAUUCAGAAAAAUUGGAUAGUCUUUCAAAUGAAGCCAAAUCUUCACAAGAUAUACAAGAUAAAACUCUGAUGAAAAGGGAGUUGGAAUUGAAACAGAAUUUGGAAAUUCAGGAGAAGAAAGGACAAGACUUAAACAUCAUGAGAAAUGAUGAUAUCAUUGUUUCGCAGCAAAGUGGAAAUCAAACAAAUUUACAGGACAAAGGAGUCAGCAAUCAAAUUAAUCAAGAUUCAGAAUCCAAAGACUAUUCUCCUCGUGAAAGAGUUUUGGCUGCUAACCACAGUACACCUCUUGCAGGAGAAAUUCCCAAAGAGGAGGAGAGCAUAAAAAUUAGAGACCUUAAAUCAAAUUCAAGACCUGUAGAGAAACGGAGCAGUUCUCUAAUGCCAAGGUCCAUAAAGAGUUUUCUUUCAAAGCAAAGGUCAAGGCGCUCUAAAAGAAGUCGACAACAGGGAGAGACCAGUUAAUAAAUCAAUUUGCACAUGUGUAUCAGCACUAUUCGCAAAUAGCUGAGGGUGUAGAAGGUAGCUGCACUGAAAUGAAAACACUUACCUUCCCCUACAACUGAAUUCCCAUCAAAAGGAGAAGGAAUGUUCUCAUUGUUUUAGUCCUAAGUAUUUGUAGUUAUUGUUCAUCAGUAACAAACUUAGCAAAGCUUAAAAGACUGCGGGCAGUCUUUUUAGCUAUUUGAUACAACAAUAAUUCUUACUUUUCUGUUCGUUUAUUCUUGAUGGUGAGUUCACUUAGAAGUCUACUCAUAUUUGUAUUGGAUUGGUUGUUGCCUGUCUAGGCCUGGAGAAUGGAAUGAUAACUUUUUUGAUAAGACAUGCAAUUUAAACUGAGAAGUAAUUCUUGAUAAUUAAAAAUUGCAUGAUGUGGAUGUACUCUUUUGACAGUAUUGAAAUGUUGUGGUAAUUUGAAGUAAA
Messenger RNA from Pocillopora verrucosa, 2801 nucleotides. RefSeq names its product putative sodium-coupled neutral amino acid transporter 10. Gene Ontology annotation, biological process: amino acid transmembrane transport. Lineage: Eukaryota; Metazoa; Cnidaria; Anthozoa; Scleractinia; Pocilloporidae. Gene Ontology annotation, molecular function: L-amino acid transmembrane transporter activity. The record is from RefSeq and is a predicted model, not a curated record.